AUAUUAACAUACAAUCAAAUUAUUUUACUAUUACAUAACCAAUAAAAAAACAUAUUUAUCACAUUUCUCAAUACCCACUUUCCUUCUCACUUUCUUUCAUAAAACAACAUUUUCCUCCAAAUUUCUCUCACCUUCAAAUCUCCCAUCUCCUCUUAAUUUUCCUUCACCUCCCCUCCUUUUCCUCCCUUCCUUCCUUCCUUCGGAAACACAGGGUUAGACUUUGAGGACUUAAUUACUUUUUUUUUUUUUUGAAAAAAGGACUUAAUUACUGACGGUAGUGAAGUUCAGUGACCAAGAGGAGAAGUAUUCCUCUCCUUAAUAAUAGAAAAUGGAAAGGAAAAAGAGAGCGCCAAUAAAUGUGAUUAAGGAAUGGCCGCGUGGUUUCCCGUGACCUUUUUCUGUUUUUAAAGCCCCCCUACUCUCCCCCUUCUUUCCCUCUUCCUCUCUAAUUUCCUCUCAUUCCCUCUCUUCACCCUACUUCCCUCCACCGCCGUCGCCGUCGCCGUCGAAUUCAUUCUUCUAAUUCCUCAAUCUUUGUUUCCGAAGGUAAAUCACGCACUAUCUCUUUCUCGCAAUCACUGAUACAAUCUAGUUCGAUAUUUAGCAGAGAUGGUGGAUUGCGUUUCCAGUUCGAUUCAUAGCUAGAUUCGCGCUGUAUUGACUCUGUUCUCGGCGAUUGUUUUUAUUUUUUAUUUCAGGCGAGAUACAAGAGACCGGAGAUUCGUUCUCUUUCAAUAUUAUCCAUGGCGUUGUUGUCGAUCGGUGGCGCGAAUCCCGAAUCGACUAGUACAGCCGGCGCGUCUUCCGAGGAAUUACAGCAGCAGCAGAGGAGAAAACGGAGAAAAAUUGCGCACGAUUCCGAUUGCGCCUCCACCAGCGGCGGGGGCGGUGUCGGAGAGGAGAAACCAAGGAGAUGGAGGACGGAGGCGGAGCACCGGAUCUACUCCACGAAGCUGCUCGAAGCUCUGCGGAGCUCUCGACGGAGCAGCUCCGCCUCCUCCUCUGUCUCCGCCAACGGUACGCAGGUGAGAGACGCGGCGGAUAGAGUGCUGGCGGUCGCCGCUCGCGGCUCGACGCGGUGGAGCCGUGCGAUUCUCGCGAGUCGCCGGAGGCUAACCAGAGUCAGGAAGGUGAGGAGAGCGCGGGUGAUCGGCGAGGCGAGGUCGAUUGAUAGGCGGAAGCAGAAGUUGCUUGCGGCGGCGGCGGAGGUGGAGAGGAAAAAUAAAUCGUCAUCGCCGCAUCCUCCGCCGGCUGUGGAGAAGCGAAUCCGGACGCUGAGCCGGCUGGUUCCUGGCUGCCGUAAGGCGCCGUUGCCGAAUAUGUUGGAGGAAGUUGGGGAUUACAUCGCGGCGCUGGAGAUGCAGGUCAAGGCCAUGGCGGCCCUCGCCGAGAUUCUCGCCGCUGGCGGCGGCGGGGCUGCUCGGGGUCCGGAGGUUAGCGCCCAAUAAUAAUAAAAUGAUAAUCAUACCCCGGAAAUCCGCCGCCGCUCCGUGGAAUUAGCAAUAGCAGGUGUUUUAUUUAUAUUAUAGAUUAAACAGUUUUCCAUUCUGUUUUAUUUUCCCCCCAUUUUUCUGCAGCUUGUAUCCUCCUUUUUCUUGAUUAUUGGUUCUUCAUUCUGUACAUGUAGUAAUUCUUUUUCAUUUUGGUCCCUAUUUCUGUUCCAUUUUCCUCUUGCAUUGUUCCUCUUUGCAAUGCCAACUCAUAUAUCUUGUCAUUUGGUAUUAGAAAAAGGAGGCAAAUUUUUAACAAAUAAAUUAUUGGUAAUUUUGAUUAAAUUAAUCAAUGGGGAUUGGGGAGUGAGCAUUUCUGUGUUGGCAUGGGGGCAGGGUAAUGACUAAUGCGUUGGAGGGGCCUAAUCGUCCCUCCUUGUUUGUCUUAAAACUUAAUCAGGAAGGUAUUAUAAUUCUCAACCCCAAAGUCAUACAAGCCUCCAAAAAUGGCAAUCUCCAAAUAUGAAGUUACAUUAAAAGUUUGGAUGAGUGAAUCAUUUCAAGGUGAAAAGGUUUAUUAGGAUUAGAUUGCUUAUCGUAACUUGUUUGCCUUUUCACUAAUCCUCAUGUACACGUAGAUUCUGUCAAAUAUGUGAAAAGAGUUCGAAUGAAAUUUAAUAACAAAAAAAAAAAGAAUUUUUAGGCUGUAUACAUAAUUAUCCAGGGAUUGUAGUUCAAUAAGCCAGACCACCAGAGCACCGCCCCCUAUAAAGACGGAAGCUGCAGGUUCGAGCCCUGUCAGUCCCAACCUAGGAUCCGAUGAAUGCGUUUCUUUUGCUUGCCACAUACCGAAAUGUGAACUAAACAAAGAACAUGUGAACUAAGUCCAAGGGAUGAUCCUUGUGCCUUAGAGCCCUUCCUAGGGGAGUUGGGUUGUACAGUUUUGAAACUUCUUACUCUUCAUAAGCAAAUUAUCUGUCACGUUUCUAACACAUGAGGAAACUAAAAAUCUCUGAUAUCAAGGUAGCAAACGGAUUUCAAUAGUUGAUUAUUCUCCGCAUUCCUAAAUCUCAAAAUUGAUUAUUGUUUGUGCUCAUAAAAUGAAAUUUUUUGAUGAGACUGAAAUCACGAGAACUUUGAAUCGGUAUUUGGGCAUCACACAAGUCUUUUAUUGGAACCAUUAAAGCUUGGAGUGAUCCAACAUACCAAAUAAGGGGUGGAAAGUUUGGAAUGGAUUAUUUAAGGGGGAAAAACCCUAGAAUUAGCGAGGCAUGUAGGGUCCAAAGGUAAUUCACAAUAAGGCAAAAAAAGAGUGAAAGGGGCUCUCAAUUCAUUCAUCAGUCUGUCUAGUACUACCACUAGUCGUUAGUGAUUAGCACGACUGCACGAGCAGCGGCAGGGGAACACAACACAAAACACAACACCGCCUAACCCUUUGGCUUUGGCUUUGGGCCUCCUUUCUUCUCAAUCCCAUGUGCAAUUCCGGCCCUACCAAAUGCCGCGCUUCUCUUUCUCUUUGUCUAAAACCCCAAAAUGAAAAUGGCUCGCAUGUGCUUCCCUUCUGAAUUCCCAAUCCCCUCUCUUUCUCUUCUGUUCUGCUCUGUUCUUCACAAUGCACACUAUCUAUAGCUGCUGUCCCUUUGCUUUUACUUGAAUUUCCCUCCAAUUCCUUGCUCCCAUCUCUCUCUCUCUAGUUGAUUUUAAGCUAUGGGAUGGACGAGGAUGAAACUGAGUACCUUGUGAUCUACAGGAUGAUAGUAAUUAGUAAAUCCUUGUAGCUUAUAAUAUUUUUUUUUUUAUCAUUGUAGCUUAUAAUAUUUUUUUUAUUUGCUAAAUAACUAUACAUUUUAUUG
Linum trigynum is the source of this 3283-nucleotide messenger RNA. The record is from the annotation of a GenBank genome assembly. Lineage: Eukaryota; Viridiplantae; Streptophyta; Magnoliopsida; Malpighiales; Linaceae.